Messenger RNA from Lytechinus variegatus (green sea urchin), 1499 nucleotides. RefSeq names its product di-N-acetylchitobiase-like. Gene Ontology annotation, biological process: chitin catabolic process; carbohydrate metabolic process. The record is from RefSeq and is a predicted model, not a curated record. The transcript is spliced from 7 exons. The coding region runs from base 196 to 1308 and encodes 370 amino acids. Gene Ontology annotation, molecular function: chitinase activity; chitin binding. Lineage: Eukaryota; Metazoa; Echinodermata; Echinoidea; Temnopleuroida; Toxopneustidae. Gene Ontology annotation, cellular component: extracellular region.
CCCCCACACGUGAUUGUCAUUAUUGUUCAACAUACACCCAAUGAGUCGUGAUCAUUGAACUGUAAUCUGUAGACCUCCCUAAUGAAUAGCAUUCAAACGAAUUGUAUCUAUAUAGUGUUUCGGUGUUAUUAUGGUUAGUGUGCAUCUAGCGUCCACAACAGUUACAGAUCAAACUGGAUUUUAGACUGACUGAAAAUGGCGUUAUUAGUCCCACAUGUGUUGUUUUCGUGUAUGGUCUUGAUAUUGGGGUUGUCGGCGUCUGUUGACAGUGUUGAUUAUUUCAGGAGACGUCCACCCCGGGGACGUCCACCAUGCCACUGUUCUGAUGCGACAUUGUGUGAUCCUAUAAAAACUACUCCGAAGAAAGAGAUUCACGUAUUUUCUGUCGAUGGCCCGAACUGGAAAGACUACUUUUGGGACAAUAUCACAACAGUUGCUGUCCAAGAAGGAUUUGACCCUGAGUUGUUAUGCCACGCCCAUUCCAAAGGUGUUCGGGUCACUGUAUGGGGAUACUUUUCCGUGCAAACCCUUUUCAACGAGAGCGCCCGCAAUCGGUGGGUCGAGGAUACCGUGAACUACGCAGUGAAUAAUUUCAUCGAUGGGUACAAUAUCGACUUUGAAUUCCCAUUGCUGACGUCACAGGCACCUGUCCUGACUGCAAUGAUCAAACAGACCAAAGACGCCUUCAAGAAAGCUUUGCCAUACUCAGUAGUUACGCUAGAUUCGUCAUACUCCUCAAACUGCACCUUGUUCGGACGGUGCUACGACUACCUCGCCAUCAGCAAGAUCGUCGACUACAUCGUAAUCAUGGCGUAUGACGAGUUGGACCUCGUAGGACUUAAAGGCAUGGCCAAUGCACCGUUGAAUAGAACAAGACAAGGUAUUGAUGACUUCCUGAGAGCCGGUGUUUCUCCCAGUAAGCUCGUUGUUGCCGUGCCCUGGUACGGGUACGACUUCACUUGUUCAGUUUUAAACGAGGACGAUGUUUGUUACUACAAGUUGGGCGGUUGGAGGCAGCAGCAAUACGGUAAUAUCAUGAAACUCCUGGCAAACAAUUCUACUACCGGUCGAAAGUGGAGCAAGGAAUACGGUUCGCCGUAUUUCGAUUAUAAGGAUAUGGGUUCUGGGGAGACCCACCAGUUAUGGUACGAUGACCCGUCUAGUCUCGCUCUACGGUACCAAUUGGCAGCUGAAAAGCAGCUCUAUGGCGUGUCUGUGUAUCAUGCCGAUACUCUGGAUUACAGCACCAACAAAACGGCUGUCAAUGAGACUAAAGCAAUGUGGGAUGCCUUUGUGAGAGAAUAUUAAAUCGUUUCCAAUUCGAUUGCCAUGUCGAAACGAUACUGUGAAUCAUACAUUCAAACUGUGUUUAAAUAUCUGCAAGAACCACCUAAACAUAACGAUAAAAACAUGGAGGACAUGUUGAUCACUUUUCGAUAUUCAAAUGAAAAAAAACGGCCGCCAAUGCGACUAAUGCAAUGUGGGAUACCUGGGCGAUG